Callorhinchus milii (elephant shark) is the source of this 1059-nucleotide messenger RNA. Its product is annotated as melatonin receptor type 1B-like. Gene Ontology annotation, cellular component: membrane. Gene Ontology annotation, biological process: G protein-coupled receptor signaling pathway. NCBI's taxonomy places the organism in Eukaryota, Metazoa, Chordata, Chondrichthyes, Chimaeriformes, Callorhinchidae. Gene Ontology annotation, molecular function: melatonin receptor activity. The record is from RefSeq and is a predicted model, not a curated record. The transcript has 2 exons. The coding region runs from base 1 to 1059 and encodes 352 amino acids.
AUGCCACACAAUGUCUCGCUGAGGAAUUAUUCGGCUUCGGAGAGGUCUCCGGCGUCGGAAGGGACCUCCCGCCCGGCCGGGGUGGUGACGGCGCUGGCCGGGGCGCUCAUCUUCACCACCGUGGUGGACAUCUUCGGCAACUUCCUCGUCAUCGGGUCCGUCUUGAGAAAUAAAAAAUUAAGAAACGCCGGUAAUGUUUUUGUUGUAAGCUUGGCCUUUGCUGACCUUGUUGUGGCUGUAUAUCCAUAUCCACUGGUACUAUUUGCAAUUUUUCACAACGGAUGGGCUCUUGGAGAUAUUCAUUGCACCGUGAGUGGCUUUCUGAUGGGGCUGAGUGUGAUAGGCUCCAUUUUCAACAUCACAGCAAUCGCGAUAAACCGAUACUGCUACAUCUGCCAUAGCCUGACUUAUGACAAGUUAUACAGCUGUCGAAACACCAUGAUCUUUGUGGUUUUAAUUUGGACACUGACAGUGCUUGCAAUCGUGCCAAAUUUCUUUGUGGGAUCCUUACAGUACGACGCCCGUAUUUACUCCUGUACGUUUGCCCAGACAGUUAGUUCAUCCUACACCAUCUCUGUGGUGGUAGUUCACUUUCUCGUUCCUAUCACAGUCGUAUCGUUCUGUUACCUGAGAAUUUGGAUCUUGGUUAUUCAAGUGCGGAGACGUGUCAAAACAGAAGUGAAGCCCAGGCUCAAGCAGAGCGAUUUCAGAAACUUUCUGACUAUGUUUGUAGUAUUUGUGCUGUUUGCAGUUUGUUGGGCACCCCUGAACUUCAUAGGCCUGGCUGUGGCUAUCAAUCCAUUGAAGAUUGCACCAAAAAUCCCUGAAUGGUUGUUUAUCCUCAGCUACUUCAUGGCCUACUUUAACAGUUGCCUUAAUGCAAUAAUAUAUGGAUUGAUGAACCAAAAUUUUAGAAAGGAGUAUAAAAGGAUCAUAACAUCCAUGUGGAUGCCAAGUCGCUUCUUCCAGGAAACAUCAAGAGGAGGAACCGAGGCAAUGAAGACAAAACCAUCACCUGCAUUAAAUAACAAUGAACAGAUUAAAACAGACACUUUGUAA